AUGCCUUAUGACUACUCUGGAUAUGGCGUGAGUGGUGGAAAACCGUCGGAAAAGAACUUAUAUGCAGACAUAGAUGCUGCAUGGCAAGCUUUACGGACACGAUAUGGUAUAAGCCCAGAAAAUAUCAUACUGUAUGGGCAAAGCAUAGGAACUGUGCCAACUGUAGACUUAGCUGCUCGUUAUGAAGUAGGUGCUGUGGUUCUCCAUUCACCCUUAAUGUCAGGCAUGCGGGUUGCAUUUCCAAAUACAAAGAGGACAUGGUUUUUUGACGCUUUUCCUAGUAUUGAUAAAAUUCCUAAGGUGACCUCUCCAGUCCUUGUUAUUCAUGGCACUGAAGAUGAGGUGAUUGACUUUUCUCAUGGUCUAGCUAUAUAUGAGCGAUGUCCACGUGCUGUGGAACCACUAUGGGUAGAGCUAGCGGGGGCCGGGCCUAGCCGGGCCGGCCCCAACAAAAACUCGACAACAUCCCGCCUUACGAGCGGGCCUCCCGAACGCAGGGACAACGACCGCGCCACGGCUGAACAGCCUGCCGCCGAAGUCAGUCCCCGCCCUAUCAACAUCAGCAUUAACGUGACCGACGCCGAUUCGCCCGCUGGCGUUCGACGCCGCAUACACUUGCGCUCGCUCAGCGACGUGACUCCCGCGAGCCGCACUCUGGCGCCUCGAGCGAGAUCACACUCGGAGCGGCCUAGUACUACGCCGCAGCCGUCGCCUUUGCACGUUCCGCUCGCGGCGCCGCGCGCCCGCAGCGAGCGCUCGUCGCCCGCCGCCUCGACGCUCGCCCUGAACGCUCCGCCACUCCUCGGGGACCCUUGGCGUAAGAUGAGUGACCGCGAACUGAGCGCCGCCCGUUCGGCGUUGGACCCCUGGGUUAAAAAAUCGGGCCGCGAAGAGGGUGGAGUGAGCUUGCCGCAGCGCGGCAAGCUGGAGCGCACGGCGGCUGUGUGUGAGGCGUGCGGCGCGAGCGGCGCGGAGUGCGCGUGUCGGCGCUGCACGUGCGAGCGGUCGCCGCGCCCUUCGCCCGCGCGCCUGCAGCCACCGCCGCCGCGCGCGCCCUCUCGCGCCGCCUCCGAGGACGACGAUCGCGUCGGCCCGCGCCGCCUCUACAAGUCCGCCUCCCAGAAGGUCGUCUCGUCCGUUGACACCGAUGUCGCGCCCGAGACUGCGGAUCCCCUGCUGGAGACCACAUGCUGA
This is a messenger RNA of Chilo suppressalis (striped riceborer), 1194 nucleotides long. The record is from the annotation of a GenBank genome assembly. Lineage: Eukaryota; Metazoa; Arthropoda; Insecta; Lepidoptera; Crambidae.